ACGUCUAGAGGAUUCACUCGGUCACAGCCACAGGAAAACAUGAACUCCUGUUGUGUUUGGUGUUCUGCUGUCAACAAUAACUUGUCAUUUUUUGUUUUGAAAAGGAAAUUCGGAGAUAAACGAUGUCCAGGAAAAAGCAUAAUAUAUCCUACAUAAAACCGGAAGACCCCAAAUUUCUUCGAGAUCUUAAAGCUGCUGCGGGCUACAAGGAAGGGCCUGAUCUAGAUACCAAGAGACAAGAACUUCCAAACAUUGAUGAUGAUGAUGAUGACCAUCUUUGCGAAGAAAAACCAACAGUCGUCGUGUUGAAACAAGGUGAUUUAACCGCUGAAGAAGCUGACGACUUCGAGAAAACAAAAAAAGCAGAGGAAGAAAAUGCACCAGCCGACCUCACGAAGCGAAUAGUCUUCGAGUCCAAAAGAAAAUCAAAAUCCCAGGCCGCGGAUCAAGACUCGACCAUCGAUUCCAAAAUGAAAAAGAGAAAAAAAUCAAAACAGAGUAAAUCCGUCCUGUCUUUCAACGAGGAUGAAGACGAAUGAGAAAAAAAAACAAUCCCACAAGAUAAUUUACACAUAAACUUGUACAUAUAAUUUCCUCAAAAAAGAAAAUCUCUUCCUACGUAAAAAAAAAUGGAAUAAAUCCGUACGGAAAAA
Messenger RNA from Fopius arisanus, 653 nucleotides. RefSeq lists its product as uncharacterized. Bases 123 to 539 code for a protein of 138 amino acids. The transcript is spliced from 3 exons. Lineage: Eukaryota; Metazoa; Arthropoda; Insecta; Hymenoptera; Braconidae. The record is from RefSeq and is a predicted model, not a curated record.